This is a messenger RNA of Jaculus jaculus (lesser Egyptian jerboa), 3223 nucleotides long. It is a transcript of the gene Slco3a1, whose product is annotated as solute carrier organic anion transporter family member 3A1. NCBI's taxonomy places the organism in Eukaryota, Metazoa, Chordata, Mammalia, Rodentia, Dipodidae. The transcript has 10 exons. Gene Ontology annotation, cellular component: membrane. Gene Ontology annotation, molecular function: protein binding. Bases 11 to 2143 code for a protein of 710 amino acids. The record is from RefSeq and is a predicted model, not a curated record. Gene Ontology annotation, biological process: prostaglandin transport; sodium-independent organic anion transport; transmembrane transport.
AGGAGGAAGGAUGCAGGGGAAGAAGCCGGGCGGCUCGUCGGGCGGCGGCCGGAGCGGCGAGCUGCAGGGGGACGAGGCGCAGAGGAACAAGAAGAAGAAAAAGAAGGUGUCCUGUUUCUCCAACAUCAAAAUCUUCUUGGUGUCCGAGUGCGCCUUGAUGCUGGCGCAGGGCACGGUGGGCGCCUACCUGGUGAGCGUCCUGACCACUCUGGAGCGCAGGUUCAACCUGCAGAGCGCCGACGUGGGCGUGAUCGCCAGCAGCUUCGAGAUCGGGAACCUGGCGCUCAUCCUGUUUGUGAGCUACUUCGGGGCGCGCGGGCACCGGCCUCGCCUCAUCGGCUGCGGGGGCAUCGUGAUGGCGCUGGGCGCACUGCUGUCUGCGCUGCCCGAGUUCCUCACCCACCAGUACAAGUACGAGGCCGGCGAGAUCCGCUGGGGCGCCGAGGGCCGCGAUGUCUGUGCUGCCAACGGCUCCGGGGGAGACGAGGGGCCGGACCCUGACCUCAUCUGCCGCAACCGGACAGCCACCAACAUGAUGUACUUGCUGCUUAUUGGGGCUCAGGUACUCCUGGGCAUCGGUGCUACCCCUGUGCAACCCCUCGGGGUCUCCUACAUCGACGACCACGUGCGGAGGAAGGACUCUUCGCUCUACAUAGGAAUCCUGUUCACAAUGUUGGUAUUUGGACCGGCCUGUGGAUUUAUCCUGGGAUCUUUCUGUACCAAAAUCUAUGUGGAUGCAGUCUUCAUUGACACAAGUAACUUGGACAUCACCCCCGAUGACCCGCGCUGGAUUGGAGCUUGGUGGGCCGGCUUUCUCCUCUGCGGUGCCUUGCUCUUCUUCUCGUCCCUCUUGAUGUUUGGCUUCCCGCAGUCCCUGCCCCCGCACUCAGACCCUGCCAUAGAGAGCGAGCAGGCUAUGCUCCCCGAAAGAGAAUACGAGAGGCCCAAGCCCAGCAACGGCGUCCUCAGACACCCCCUAGAGCCAGACAGCAGUGCCUCCUGCUUCCAGCAGCUCAGAGUGAUCCCCAAAGUCACCAAGCACCUGCUCUCAAACCCUGUGUUCACCUGUAUCGUCCUGGCUGCCUGUAUGGAGAUCGCUGUUGUGGCUGGCUUUGCUGCCUUCCUGGGCAAGUACCUGGAGCAGCAAUUUAACCUCACCACCUCCUCUGCCAACCAGCUGCUUGGGAUGACAGCGAUCCCAUGCGCCUGCCUUGGCAUCUUUCUGGGUGGCCUCCUGGUGAAGAAGCUGAGUCUGUCUGCCCUGGGUGCCAUCCGGAUGGCCAUGCUCGUCAACCUUGUGUCCACCGCCUGCUAUGUGUCCUUCCUCUUCCUGGGCUGUGACACGGGCCCUGUGGCUGGGGUGACAGUUCGUUAUGGGAACAACUCAGUACGUGGCUCAGCCCUGGAUCCCUACUCACCAUGUAACAACAACUGUGAAUGCCAGACGGAUUCCUUCACGCCAGUCUGCGGAGCCGAUGGCAUCACCUACCUGUCAGCCUGCUUUGCUGGCUGCAACAGCACGAAUCUCACGGGCUGUGCGUGCCUCACCACCGUCCCCCCAGAGAAUGCUACCGUGGUUCCGGGCAAAUGCCCCAGUCCGGGGUGCCAAGAGGCCUUCCUCACCUUCCUCUGUGUGAUGUGUGUCUGCAGCAUGAUCGGGGCCAUGGCCCAGACACCCUCCGUUAUCAUUCUCAUCAGGACAGUCAGCCCUGAACUCAAGUCUUAUGCCCUGGGAGUCCUUUUUCUCCUCCUUCGUCUGUUGGGUUUCAUCCCCCCGCCCCUCAUCUUUGGGGCUGGCAUCGACUCCACCUGCUUGUUCUGGAGCACCUUCUGUGGAGAACAAGGUGCCUGCGUCCUCUAUGACAAUGUGGUCUACAGAUACCUGUACGUCAGCAUCGCCAUCGCACUCAAGUCCUUCGCCUUCAUCCUCUACACCACCACAUGGCAGUGCCUGCGGAAAAACUAUAAACGCUACAUCAAAAACCACGAGGGCGGGCUGAGCACCAGUGAGUUCUUUGCCUCUACUCUGACCCUAGACAAUCUGGGGAGGGACCCUGUGCCCGCACACCAGACACAUAGGACAAAAUUUAUCUAUAACCUGGAAGACCAUGAGUGGUGUGAAAAUAUGGAGUCCGUUUUAUAGUGACUAAAGGAGUGCUGAACGCUGUAUUAGUAAACAAAGGGUCAUUUUUCUUAAAAAAAGAAAAAAGAAAAAAAAAAGGUUUUCAAAUACAGAUUUAACACAGUGACACAGAUGCACACACACACAUACACACACACACACACACACACACACACACACACACACACACACAUGCAGACACACGACCUUUGUACCUUUUUCUCAAAAUCAGAGCCAGACAGGAUUCAGAAUAAGGAGAGAAUGGGAUGGCCCUGGAGGACGCUCAUACUGCUGGGGCUCAGAAUCUGCUUUGAAGGCACUCCAUGGUUUCAGGAUGCCGACAGCUACAAGCAACAGGCACUGCCAAAUUCAGGGAACACUGGUGGCCAGCUUGGAGGAUGGACAUUUCUGGAUAUACAUAUACUUAUAAAACAAAACAAAAGCUUAACAAAAAAGUCUACUAAAACCACAAAUUCAAGUUGAGAACAUUGCCAGAUUAAGCACUAGUGACAUUCUGUGCCACUGUCUCCCUCCACAUGGGGUGGGGGGUGCACAGGCUGGAAGGGAGGAAACCCCACUCCUCUCUUUAACUUUUGCAAUAUGGGUCACUAUGUAGACCACUCACCAAGUCUUCAUGUGAUUCACGUUCACAGAGAUCUCUCAGAGAUGCUCAUGGGCGGUCAAUACUAGAGUUUGAGGUUGGCACCUCUCACCAGCUCCAUUUCCAUGUUCAAGACUGAGGGCCCAAGGGGGAGCUGAGUAGGGGGCAAGCACCUUCCCUUCUCCUGGGGCUCCCCCCAGCCCCACAGUGUGACCUCAGGAAGAUGUGGGCCUUGCCUGGCUAUGACUGACACCCCCUCAGAGCUGGUGAGCCCCAACAUAGCCCAAGUCAUUUACUCACAUUUGCCAAACAUUUUGCCAUUUUUUUCAAAAACAAAUAAUACAAUGUGUACGAAUUUCCAGCUGUUGUAUGUAUAUUCCUCUAAUACUACUUUUAACUACUUCUGAAACCUGUGUUAACCCUUCAGUCACUAACACAGCUCUUAUUUUCUCCUUUUCUAACACACCAAAAAUAUAAUGUGAUUCAAGGGAUGCAAUUAA